This is a messenger RNA of Lachancea thermotolerans CBS 6340, 1410 nucleotides long. It is a transcript of the gene MCH2, whose product is annotated as Mch2p. Gene Ontology annotation, molecular function: transmembrane transporter activity. The record is from RefSeq and is a predicted model, not a curated record. Bases 1 to 1410 code for a protein of 469 amino acids. The transcript has a single exon. Gene Ontology annotation, biological process: transmembrane transport. Lineage: Eukaryota; Fungi; Ascomycota; Saccharomycetes; Saccharomycetales; Saccharomycetaceae.
AUGACUAGUGUAAAUUCAAGCUACAACGGCUCCGAUGAGGAAAAACUGGAACAAACGAAAGUUACGGAAAACGUUAACCGAAUCGAGGUGCCAGAUGGAGGACUCAGGGCGUGGGGAGUGGUGGCAGCGUACUUUCUUUUCAACAUCUCGACGUGGGGCGCGAACGCGGGGUUCAGCGUGUAUCUGGCGGAGUAUCUCAAGGUUGGCCGGUUCGCCAACGCAGGCGCUCUGGACUAUGCUACAAUCGGGGGCCUGGCGUUCGGUGCUGGCCUUUUCUUCGCUCCGGCGAUCUCGUAUCUUGUGCACAUCACGUCCGCACAGCUGGUGAUAGCCGUGGGAAUAGCACUGCAGUGCGCGGGGCUGCUGCUGGCGGCGUUCUCUGCUAACCUCUGGGAGCUAUACCUGACGCAAGGCGUGCUCAUUUCAUUUGGCCUUGCUUUUAUCAGCAUUCCCAGCAUAACGCUGGUGCCGCAGUGGUUCCGCUACAAGAGGAACCUGGCACAAGGCAUUGCGUCCGGCGGCUCUGGCGCAGGUGGUAUAGUGUUCAAUUUGGGAAUGGAAAAAGUCAUGCGCGCGCGCAGCGUGAAGUGGGCACUGAUAGUGCAAUGUAUACUGUGCACUGCGCUCAGCUGCAUUGGGCUCAGCCUUACCAGAACGCGGUUGAAGCAUAUUUGGAGAGGCCAGAAGCCAAAAUUUUGGUUCUUUGAUCGCGAAAUAAUUAAGAGCUGGGGGUACUGGUUCGUGGUGCUAUAUGUAUCCAUGACCAUGUUGGGCUAUGUGGUUUUACUGUACUCAAUGUCGGCUUUCACAGUUUCCCUAGGAUACUCGCAAAAUCAGGGCUCUAUCGUUUCCUGCAUGAUAAGUGUUGGGGCUCUUGUCGGAAGGCCGUUCGUGGGUUUCUCUGCUGACCGCUUUGGAGCCGUCACAGUUUCAAUUGUUGCACACUUGAUCGUAGCGAUUUUUAGUUUGGCCAUGUGGAUUCCAUGCCGGAAUUUUGCGACCGCCCUGAUCUUUUCGCUUAUUGUUGGCCUCUUCAUGGGCAGCAUUUGGUCAUUGAUCGCGCCAAUAAUUGGGCGAGUUGUUGGUCUCCCUAAAAUGGGUGUGUGCAUGGGCAUGAUAUGGACCUUUCUAAGCGCUUUUGGUAUCACUGCGCCCAUUAUAGGUCUUGUUCUGCGAGAUGAAAAUAAUCCCACUGGUAAUAACUUCAUCAGAACCGCUAUCUUCGCCGGUAUGAUGUAUUUUGGCUCGGUGGUAGCGUUGUGGUUUUUAAGAGCGCUUCUUAUUGCAAGGGAUGAAAUUGCUACAGAGGCUAAAACAGGAUCGGACGAAGGUGAACUCCACCUGCAAAUCACUUUCAAAAGCUGGGCGAAAGGUCUCUUCAAACUGCGCAAUCUUCCAAGACAGAUAUAG